AUGGGGCUAAGAGCGGCCAGCCUCCUCCUCCUCUGGCUGGCUCUUUCUUCUGCUAAUGAAAUAAAAAAAGGAAGGACAAGAAGCCAUGGCCACUAUGUCUGCAGCACUUGGGGAAACAACCAUUUCAAAACUUUUGAUGGAGACAUCUACCAAUUCCCUGGCUUUUGCGAGUAUAAUUUUGUUUCUGACUGCCGAGAGGCUUACAAGGAAUUCUCUGUCCACAUCCAGCGUGCUCUCAACAGCAAUGGCCAUCCUGAGAUCCAGUAUAUUCUGGUGAAAAUCAAGGAUAUAAUGGUCUACCUCAAACCCAACCUGGUUGUGGUGGAUGGGCGGAUUGUGAAGACACCGUACUACACCUCUGGUGUCCUCAUUGAGAGCAAUGAAAUUUACACCAAGAUUUAUGCCAAAUUAGGCUUGGUUCUGAUGUGGAACCAGCAGGAUGCCCUGAUGGUGGAGCUGGACAACAAAUUUAAUAACCAUACCUGUGGUCUCUGUGGGGAUUACAAUGGCAUUCAAAUCUACAAUGAGUUCAUCAAGGGAGAUGCAAGCUACAACUCAAUUACAUAUGGGAAUAUGCAGAAGAUCAGCAAACCCAAUGCCAAAUGUGAAGAUCCAGAUGAAACGCAGGCUCUUCCAAGCUGUAAUGAGCAUCGUGACGAGUGUCAGAGGUUGCUGACUUCCCCUGCGUUUGCUGAUUGUCGGCUGCGUCUUAAUUUGGAAAUGUACAUCCAAGCCUGCAUGCAGGACAAGUGUGCCUGUAAUGGGAAGGACGACUCCUUCUGCCUCUGCAGCACCAUCUCUGAGUAUUCCCGCCAGUGCUCGCACGCAGGCGGCCGCCCAGGAGAAUGGAGGACGCAGAACUUCUGCCCCAAAACCUGUCCUGCUACCAUGGUCUAUAGAGAAAGCAGCUCACCAUGCAUGGAUACUUGCUCACACUUGCAAAUCAGCAGCCUUUGUGAGGAGCACUACAUGGAUGGCUGUUUCUGCCCUGAAGGAACUGUGUAUGAUGAUAUCAGUGAAAAAGGCUGCAUCCCUGUUAGCCAGUGCCACUGCAAACAUGGUGGAAAGGCAUAUGCACCUGGAGAAAGCAUUUCCAAAGAAUGUGAAGAAUGCACCUGUAAUUCAGGCAGAUGGACCUGCAAAGAUCUACCCUGUCCAGGCACAUGCUCAGUGCAAGGAGGUUCCCAUUUUACCACCUUUGAUGGGAAGAAAUACACCUUCCAUGGAGACUGCUACUAUGUGUUGGCCAAGGGUACUGCAAAUGAGAGUUAUGCUCUCCUGGCAGAGCUGGCUCCCUGUGGCUCCACAGACAAACAGACCUGCUUGAAGACUGUUGUGCUGUUAGUGGAUAACAAAAAGAAUGUGGUGGUUUUCAGAUCGGAUGGCAGCGUGCUCCUGAAUGAGAUGACAGUGAAUGUGCCUCAUGUGUCAAGCAGCUUCUCAGUAUUCAAGCCAUCUUCCAACUACUUUAUUGUACAAACUCCUUUUGGGCUUCAGAUGCAGAUCCAACUGUUUCGAGUCAUGCAGCUGUUUGUGACUGUAGAUCAAUCAGUUAAAGGAAAAAUUCAAGGUCUUUGUGGAAACUUCAAUGGAAUGGAAGGUGAUGACUUCAGAACAACCAGCGGGCUGAUUGAGGCUACAGGAUCUGCCUUUGCUAACACAUGGAAAGCUCAGUCCACCUGCACAGACCAGGUAGAAAAGCUGGAAGACCCCUGCAGUCUCAGCAUUGAAAGUGCAAAUUAUGCUGAGCAUUGGUGUUCUUUGCUGAAAAACCCAAAGGGUCCUUUUGCAAGAUGUCACUCAGCUGUUGAUCCUUCAGAAUACUAUAAGAAAUGUAAAUAUGACACCUGCCUCUGUGAAGACAAUGAAGAAUGUUUGUGUGCUGCCCUGUCCUCUUACUCAAGAGCCUGUGCUUUCAAAGGGGUCAUACUGGGAGGCUGGAGAAAGAGUGUCUGCAGUAAUGAAGCGUCUUCUUGCCCAGGAAAUCAAGUCUUCCUUUACAACCUUACAAUGUGCCAGCAAACCUGUCGCUCCCUUGCUGAUGGUGAAAAGUAUUGCUUGCAAGACUUUGCUCCUGUGGACGGCUGUGGCUGCCCACCCAAUACAUACUUGGAUAACCAGGAUAACUGUGUGCCCAUCUCCCAGUGCCCAUGUUAUUACAAGGGAUCAUACCUGGAAUCUGGGGAAUAUUUCACAAAAGAUGGAGAACGCUGUGUUUGCCGAAAUGCAAAGAUCCAGUGCACUUCAGUGAAAAUAAGAAUGAAAAGUGAAAAAGAAUGUUCUUCUAGCAAGACAUACUUUGACUGCAAUGCAUCCUCGAAGUGGACUUCACAAACACCUCUACAGCUUAGCUGUCAUACUCCUCAAACUGAUCAUUUCCAGACAGAGUGUGUCUCAGGCUGUGUGUGCCCUGAAGGUCUGUAUGAUGAUGGCAGAGGGGGCUGUGUUGAACAAAACAAUUGCCCGUGCAUUCACAACAAUGAGUGGUAUUCUUCUGGAGACAAGAUAAAAGUGGACUGCAACACCUGCACCUGCCAGAAAGGGGUUUGGAAAUGCACUGAUGACAUUUGCUAUGGGACUUGCAUGAUAUAUGGAAGUGGCCAUUAUAACACUUUUGAUGGGAAAUUCUAUGACUUUGAUGGGAGCUGUGAAUAUGUGGCUACUCAGGACUUCUGUGGUGACAAAAAUUCCAGUGGCUCGUUCAGUAUCAUCACAGAGAAUGUCCCUUGUGGAACUACAGGAGUCACCUGCUCAAAGGCUAUCAAAAUGUUCCUAGGGAAAACUGAAUUAAAAUUGGAGAACAAAGAGUACAAAGAAAUUCAGCGAGAUGUUGGUGAUGAUGUGCAGUAUUGGAACAGGACAGUUGGCCUGUACCUGGUUAUUGAGGCUAGCAAUGGUGUGAUGCUGAUCUGGGACAAAAAGACUACCGUUUUCAUCAAGCUGAGCCCUGAUUACAAGGGCAAAGUGUGUGGUCUGUGUGGCAACUUUGAUGACAAGGCAAACAAUGACUUUACAACAAGGAGUGGACUGCUGGACAGUAAUCCUCUGAAUUUUGGAAAUUCCUGGAAACAAUCUCCCAUGUGCCCAGAUGUCACACAAGAGAUUAAGCCCUGUGAUCUGAAACCACACCGGAAGUCCUGGGCAGAGAAAGAAUGCAGUAUCAUCCAGAGCGAAGUCUUCAAAAUUUGUCACUCCAAGGUGGACCCACUUCCAUACUAUGAGGCUUGCGUUCAUGAUGCCUGCUCCUGUGACACUGGUGGGGACUGUGAGUGUUUCUGCUCUGCGGUUGCAGCGUAUGCCCAAGAGUGCAUCAAGGCUGAGGCCUGUGUUUUCUGGAGAACUCCUGAUAUCUGCCCAAUAUUCUGUGACUACUACAAUCCUCGUAAUGAGUGUGACUGGCACUACGAGCCUUGUGGCAGUAAUAUCACAACGUGCAGGAUGAUCAAUAAUGUCACCACCAACUUUACAAUACCACUGCUGGAAGGUUGCUACCCCAGAUGCCCUAAUGACAAGCCUAUUUAUAAUGAAGAGACAAAGCAAUGUGUGACUGAAGAUCAGUGUGGAUGUUACCUUGAAGAUGGAACCCAUGUACCUCUUUGGCAAGAAGUACCCUCAGAAAACUGUACAAUAUGUGUCUGUGUCCCGUCAGGAUCCAUAGAGUGUAAACCAGUCGCAGGAUGUCCUUGUGUCAUCAAUGGAACAAGUUAUGAAGUGGAUGCUACUGUGGGAGUAGUACAGGAUGGAGACACAUGUAUAAGAUACGUUUGUGCAGAAAAUGGCUCUGUAGUUCCUGCUGAAGUCUAUCCUUGUCCAGCAUCUUCACCUACAACCAUUUCAACCUUCUCCCCUUACACUACUCUUACCACCACCACCACCACAGCAUCCACUACAAGCCGUCCAGUAACUACAACUCCAUGCAUAAUCACAGAACUAAUCUGUGACUGGACUGAGUGGUUUGAUGUUAGUAAACCUGAAGAAGGUGGUGGUGACUAUGAAACAUAUGAUGAAAUAAGAAAGCAUGGACACAAAAUAUGUACAGCUCCUGAAGAAAUUGAAUGCAGGGCUAAGGAUAAACCUGAUUUGACCUUAGAACAACUUGGUCAGAAAGUAGAGUGUAAUGUUAAAUAUGGGCUAAUCUGUAAAAAUGAUGAGCAAGAUAUAACUAUGUGGCCACUUUGCUAUAAUUAUGAAAUCAGAGUAAACUGUUGUGAAUGGCAACAAAUUCCUUGUGAGCCUACAAUUACACCUACUAUACCACAAACUUCAACCACCACCCAGACAACAAUAACCAGCAGUACUACAACCAGGACUUCAACAGAAAUUACCACCACGCCCAUACACAUCCAUUCCACAACAUCUCCACCCACACCAAGCACACCAAAAUCAACAACCAUGACCUUGCCGACGGAGACUCCUACCACCACCAGCACCCCGACAACAACAACCACUGGACCACCAACACCCACCUCAACUACUUCAAGCACAUCCUCACCAACACCAACAUACACCACCACCACAACAACUCCAGGCACACCCAGCACGGCAUCUUCUACAUCAGAAUUGACACGCACAACUACACCCACACCAAGCACACCAAUAUCGAUAAUCACUACCUCGCCCUCAGAGACUACCACCACUAGCACCAGCCCUCCAAGCACAACAGCAACAACCACAACAACGGUUACUGGAUCACCAACAACUAUCUCAACUCCUGGAAGCACACCUCCAUCCACACCAAGCACAACAUCCAGUACAUCAGAAUCGCCAACCUCUCACUUGCCAUCAGAGACUCCCACCACCACUGCCAGCACCACGAUGCCCCCCAGCAGCACCACCAGCAUCAGCACUCCGAGCACAACAACUGUUACUGAAUCAUCAACACCCACGUCAACUACUCCAAGCACAUCCACGCCCACACCAACAUACACCACCACCACAACUUCAGGCACAACUACACCCACACCAAGCACAACAAAAUCAACAACCACUACCCUGCCACCGGAGACUACCACCUCCACCACCAGCCCUCCAAGCACAACAACCACUGUUCCUGAAUCAACAACAACCAUCUCAACUCCUCAAACCCCACCUACAAGCACACCAGGUACACCAACUACUCCCACUCCAACAGCAUCUGAAACUCCCAACAUCACUUCCAGCACCACAAUGCCUCCCAGCAGCACCACCAGCAUCAGCACCCCUAGGACAACAACAACAACUGUUACUGGCUCAUCAACAACCUUCUCAACUACUUCAAGCACAUCCACACCCAUAUCGAGAUAUACAACCACCGUACCAACUCCAGGCACAACUACACCCACACCAAGCACAUCAUCCACUACACCAGAACUGCCCACCACAUCACCAGAGACUCCCAGCACCACAACCACCACCAGCAGCAGCAGCUCUCCGCGUACAACCACAACUCCUACUGGUUCACCAACACCCACCUCAACUACUUCAAGCACCUCCUCUCCCACACCAACCUACACCAUCACCCUAUCAACUCCAGGCACAACUACACCCACACCAAGCACAACAAAAUCAACAACCACUACCCCGCCACCGGAGACUACUACCUCCACCACCAGCCCUCCAAGCACAACAACCACUGUUCCUGAAUCAACAACAACCAUCUCAACUCCUCAAAGCACAACUCCAUCCACACCAAACACACCAAUAUUGACAAGCACUACCUCACUGCCGGAGACUACCACCACCACCAGCACCCCGAUGAGCACAACCACUGUUACUGGACCACCAACAUCCACCCCAACUACUUCAAGCACAUCCUCACCAACACCAACAUACACCACCACCACACCAACUCCAGGCACAUCUCCAUCCACCCUGAGCACACCAAUAUUGACAACCACUACCUCACUGCCAGAGACUACCACCUCCACCACCAGCCCUCCAAGCACAGCAACCACUGUUCCAACUACCGGCACUGUUCCAAUUAACACCAGAAACCCGACGAUGCCACCCACUGAAGCAAUAAAGACAUCUGAACCAGAGACAACGCCAAACACUCUAGUUACUCCUUCAACUACCACACUGCAGACAACAAGAACGACUGAAAUAAGUACAGUGUCUACUGCAAGCACCACUAGCCAACAGUCAACAUCACCAGUGUCAACAAGCCCAGUGACAACUACCACCUCUGAAGUCAUUGGAACAGAGUCAACCACCAAGACCACCACUUCUGGCCCUACGCCCUCAAGAUCCAGCAGCACCACACCAGUAACAGAAACACCUAUCCAUGAGACCACUACCACCAGGACCACAAGCCCUCCAAUAGGAUUACCAACCACUUCCACCCCUGGCACCAUCACAACCUCUGGACCAAGCAGCCCUACAGGAACACAACCAGUGUCAACAACCCCAUUCAUUGGAACAGAGUCAACCACCAAGACCACCACUUCUGGCCCUACGCCCUCAAGAUCCAGCAGCACCACACCAGUAACAGAAACACCUAUCCAUGAGACCACUACCACCAGGACCACAAGCCCUCCAAUAGGAUUACCAACCACUUCCACCCCUGGCACCAUCACAACCUCUGGACCAAGCAGCCCUACAGGAACACAACCAGUGUCAACAACCCCAUUCAUUGGAACAGAGUCAACCACCAAGACCACCACUUCAGGCCCCACACCCUCAGUGUCCACUCCACCCACCACCACAGUAGGAACAGAAAGAAGUACCCCAACGACAACCUCUGCAACUGUUACUACUCCAACAACAUCACCUACAUCAACCAGCCCCGUGUCAACCACCACCUCUGGUACAACCCCAACACAAAGCUUUACCACCACUUCAGGAACCACCUCUAGUAGUUUUAUCACAAUCAACGCAACAACCACCAUGUCCACCACCUUCAAAACCUUUCCUGUCUCAACUACUACAUCUGGGCCUACUACAACAUCAACUUCAGUCACCACUACAGGCAGCUCUACACACAGUUCAACUCCUCCAGUUAAUGUCUCUAGUUCAACUACAGCUCUAACACCAACCACUGCUAAAAAAACUUGUAGUAUUUUCCCUAAUGAAACUCAUGAGGAAGGUGACUCAUGGAUACUCUGUAACUGCACUAAGGUUAUAUGUAUAGAAGACAACAUUUUCCAUGUGAUUCCAAUAAUCUGCAAUCCACCCCCGAAACCCACAUGUGCCAAUGGACUGUCUCCUGUGCCAGUCAUGGAUGAGGAUGGAUGCUGCUGGCACUGGGAGUGUGAUUGCUACUGCACUGGCUGGGGAGAUCCACAUUACAUGACUUUUGAUGGACUGUACUACAGCUAUCAGGGGAAUUGUACAUAUGUCCUUGUGGAAGAGAUCAAUAAGAAAGUUGACAACUUUGGUGUCUACAUUGAUAACUACCAUUGUGAUACACGGGAUGUAGUAUCAUGUCCUCGAACGCUCAUUGUGAGACACGAGACUCAGGAAGUGAGACUAACAACAGCACAACCAAAUACUCUACAAGUAGAGGUGACAGUAAACAACCAGCUUGUGGCUUUGCCUUAUAAGAAGUUUGGUGUGAGCGUCUAUGAGUCAGGCAUAAAUCGUGUUGUGGAAAUUCCUGAGCUGAAAAUGAACGUGACCUACAAUGGCUUGUCCUUUUCUAUCAGAAUGCCCUACAGCCUGUUUGGCAACAAUACCCAGGGACAGUGUGGUACUUGCAAUAACAACACGGCAGAUGACUGCAUGCUGCCAAAUGGAAACAUUGCAGAAAACUGUGAAACCAUGGCAGAUCAUUGGCAAGUUGUUGAUCCUUCUAAACCACAGUGCUCUCCAGGCCUAGUUCCUACAGGUUCACCUAGCACAACACCAGCACAGCCUUGCAAAGAAUCUUCCAUCUGUGAGCUACUUUUGGGAAGUGUGUUCAAGCCAUGCCAUGCAUUUGUCCAGCCUGAGAAGUACUAUGCAGCAUGUGUUUUUGAUAGCUGUGUACUUCCCAACCUAGACCUGGAAUGCUCAAGUCUGCAGAUCUAUGCUGCCACCUGUGCUGACCAAGGUGCAUGCAUUGACUGGAGAAAGCACACCAAUGGUGUAUGCUGCACUUACGAAUGUCCUUCAGGUAAAGAAUACAGAGCAUGUGGUCCUAUUAAACAGAUGACCUGUAAGUCAAGAGGACAGAAUGAGACAUCAACUAAACAAGCAGAAGGCUGUUUCUGUCCUAAUGGAACCAUGCUGUAUGAUUCUGGUGUGGAUGUCUGCGUGAAAACCUGUGGUUGUGUUGGAGUGGAUAUGAUACCAAGAGAGUUUGGGGAAAAGUUUACAGUGGACUGUCAGGACUGUAUUUGCCUGGAAGGUGAACAUGGUAUUGUAUGUGAACCUCAUGUAUGUGACCAAAAGAAAGUCACUUGUGAUGGAGAAGGCUUCUAUGAGGUCAUUGAAGUCAAUCCUAAGGACUCCUGCUGCCCUCUUUUCACUUGCAAAUGCAAUACAAGCUUGUGCACAUCUAAAGCCCCCAAGUGCUCACUGGGAUUUGAAGUUCAUUCUUAUAUUCCCAGUGGUCAGUGCUGUCCUGCAUACCAAUGUGUUCCCAAGGGGGUUUGCGUACAUGAGAAUGCUGAGUUCUUGCCCAACUCCUCAGUCUUUGUUGACAAGUGUCAGAAUUGUGUCUGCACAAAUGAUGUUAAUGUCAGCACUCAACUGAAUAUCAUCUCCUGUGAACAUGUCCCCUGCAACACAAAAUGUCAACCAGGAUAUGAACUUAAACCAGUGAAAGGUGAAUGCUGUGGAAAAUGUGUGCAGACCAAGUGUAUUAUACACACAGUAGAAAAUUCUGAACUCAUCUUGAGUCCUGGAGACUUUAAAAAUGAUCCUCACAACAACUGCACUAUUUAUAGCUGUGUAGAGAUUCAUGACCAGCUUGUCGCUUCGACAUCUGAGAUUACCUGUCCAGCAUUCAAUGAGGAGAGCUGCAAACCUGGAACUAUUUCAUUCUUACCUAACGGUUGUUGCAGAACCUGUGCCCCUCUGGAUAGUCGCACACCGUGCUCUGUGCGCCACAGAAGUGACUUUAUCGUCUACAAUGGCUGCCGCUCCGUGGACAGAGUUGACAUGACUGAAUGUGAAGGAACAUGUGGAACCUUCUCGCUAUACUCUGCUGAGGCCAAUUCCAUGGACCACAGCUGCUCCUGCUGCAGAGAAACAAGCACCACUGAGAAGCACGUGGUUCUGAAAUGCCCUGGUGGGCACUCAGUGUCACACAAGUACAUCUACGUGGACAGCUGCAGCUGUCAAGACACUGAAUGCCAGCCCACAGUCCAGUGA
Messenger RNA from Lonchura striata (white-rumped munia), 9273 nucleotides. The record is from RefSeq and is a predicted model, not a curated record. Lineage: Eukaryota; Metazoa; Chordata; Aves; Passeriformes; Estrildidae.